Molecule: messenger RNA, 1661 nt
Organism: Rhipicephalus sanguineus (brown dog tick)
Lineage: Eukaryota; Metazoa; Arthropoda; Arachnida; Ixodida; Ixodidae
Exons: 2
Coding region: 41-1564 (507 amino acids)
Source: RefSeq, a predicted model, not a curated record
CCCAGCAGCCUAAUUAACGGACAAAACAGUUCAAUUAGCUAUGGCAAGGGAAAAGAAACGAGCGAAAUAUUGUGACUCGUGCAUGGACGAUGUGAACACUGAUUACGUUGACACUCAAGAUACUGAUGUUCAGGAGCUUUACAGGAAAGGGCUGGAAGUGUACCGAGGCCUAGACGACGAUACAUCAGAACACCGCGUGGACGAGACGAGCGUGGUAAAACUCGCAUACGAAAAGAUUUCAGAGAAGGAAGCGGCCGUUCUUCGCCGAUUGUUGAGAUCAGGACGACGCGUGGAGGACCUUUGCCUGCACGAUAUUUCUCUGUGCGCGUUCAAGCUUGCCUUCGACAACCUCGAGCAAUGUCCUUCGCUGAGUAGUAUGUAUAUCCAUGUUGACCUUCAAGGCAAGGAGUUCGGCACAAGUUUUUCAGGAGUAUUUACAAGCCUGCACUCAUUGGAGCUGAGCUGCGACAACACAGGGAGUGGAUUCGCGCACCAUAUUGCGAGCUACAUGCGACAGAACAAGACGUUGAGGGUACUGCGCCUUCGCAACUCCUGUGGCGGUGACGAAGGUGCCGCUGUUCUCAUCGAAGCCCUCCUGGAAAACGAUACCCUCAAGAUAUUCGCAUUGAACGACAUCAAGUCGUCUUCUGACACCUUAGUCGGCUUUGCGAAGAUGCUUGCAUCCAACUCGACCCUGGAGAUGGUGCACCUGGGUGAAGUGUGUUGCGGGGAAGUAGUCAAAGUGUGGGCGCUGUUGGCACAGAAACGCUAUGCUGGCGUCUUCCAGAGGCUUCAGAUCGUGUGGCCCGAGGAGCUUCUCCCGGAGCUCACCGCGCUCAUCCGCAGACAAGCCUGCUGUCCCGGGUUGUCAGUAUCCGUGACCCCCUCGGCCGACGAGGGUGUUCUUGAAGAGUUUUUCGACGCCGUGGCCGCAGACAAGACACUUCGCGGGCUCUCGCUUCUGCCCCAGCAACACACGUUCGACGCACUAGCGAACGGCAUCGCUUCCUUAGUGAUGCGUACAACGACGCUCCGCGAAAUCAGGGACAACCACUUCGUUGAAAAAGGCAACGAGCGCCAUCUUAUAGGCAUUCUUGAUGCCUUAAAGGAAAACCGCUCCAUUUCGCACUUCACAAUGUACGCGCAAGCGAUGACGCCCGCGUUGGCGACAUCCUUGUCGGGGUUGCUCGCCACGAACAACACGCUGAACGUCGUCCGCGUCUGCAACGACUCGGUAAUCUCGCCCAAAGAGGUGGAAACGGUCCUUCAGGGCAUGAGGGUAAACUUCACAGUCAGCGCUCUCAGGAUUUUCUUCCGCCACGACGACUCCGAGGGAACCUUCGAGGAGAUGAAGGACAUUCUAGACAGGAACGCUCGUCUCUUGAAGAAGGCUGCGAAGUUCGUGAUUUCGGGUCCUGACUUAAACGACGAGAGAGGCAUCGACGCUUUGAAGAAACUGCGCUCAAGCGCUGACCUCGUGAAGAAAGUGCAGAAGCUAACUUACAAGACAGAAGAGGCGGCGACUGAAGCAAUCCAGUCAGUCCUAGCUUGCAUAUCGGCCUGAGUAUGGCGAUCAAGAAGCAUGGGGUGUACUUGGGUACACCGACCGUAUUGUCCUAUCUGGGCCUACCUCUGUUUCGCUGCUUUUGCACAAUAGGAGA